AUGCCAUCUCGCAACUCCACCAUUCCCAAUCUCGACCUCAAGUCGCUCAAGGUGGACUUUAGCAGCGGCAAAUUGACAAGCCCUCUCUCUCCGGGGGCUCAGAGCUCUGAUGGUCUCAGUCCCUUGACGCCACGCUCGCCGAAAUCAUCCUCCAGCUCUCCGUUCCUCAAGGGCGCCACCAUCCGUCCUGUCACCCAGGACUCUAGCAGCAAGGGCAACAGCCCUGUUAUCGCACCCAAAUCCCCUGGGCUUUCGGCUACUGAACUUGGCCCCGAGCCGUCCACGCCUGGUCUGACAGCCAUCCCUCAAUAUUUCCCCUCUUCGAAAGAAUCCGGCAAAGGCUCUCAUACGCGCGAUGCGUCAAAAUCAUUUUUCGGCAACCUGAAAGCACCCAAGCCGUCGCAUCGAGCACAGCGAUCAGAUAGCUCAGAGAACUCCACAGAACCACCCAAGAGUCGAGGCAGUUCGAGAGACCGGAAGACGGCACCGAAGUUCUACGAGUCGACCCCCGACUUGCCUGGCACCCUCGCCAAGGCAGGUGAGAGCGAGAAGAACGGAAACGGUAACAGCGACAAAACAGCUCAACCUGCUGGACCUAAGAAGACCAAUACCGAGAUGGAUCCCGCUCCGUUCAAGAAGAGCAAGCCCCGAUUCGCAAACCUUUUGACCCGAUCACGAUCUAUUCGAGUUGACGAAUCGUCCGGAAACCGAGCCGCUGGCCGACGGCCAUCUACUGGUCUUGCGAAGCUGGAGGAAUUUAAAUCAACAGAGUCUUCGAACGCACCGAGCGCAUCAAGCGCACCACGCGCUGCUACCGCUCGUCCUGAGCGUCCCGUUGAAGGAGGACUAUAUCCACCCCCACGACACGCGGAUGCUGCGUCUCUGAGGAAAGAAAAGAGCCAUGGAGGGUCCAUGGUGAACUCUGGAUCCUUGAGCCAGGUCUCUGGUGCUUCAGCUGCAAUUUUCAACAACCUCAAGCAAUCAUCAAGUGGAGCGGCUGAUCGUAUUGGCAAGGCGGGCAAGGGCUUCUUCGGCAAGAUCACUAGGAGUGGUAGCACGAAUGAACGGGAACUGAUCAACGAUGAUAACUACGUGUGCUCUGUGAUCAAUCUUCCCCUCAUUGAGCAGGCGAGGAAGACCCGCAUUGCGAAAAAGCUGGAUGGUUGCAGAGAUAAGACCGAGUUUUGGAUGCCAGCGCUCCCUUACCGCUGCAUCGACUACCUCAAUUACAAGGGCUGCGAGGAAGAGGGUCUCUACCGAGUACCAGGUAGCGGCCGCGAGGUGAAGCACUGGCAGAGGCGGUUUGACUCACAGUUGGACGUCAGUCUGUUCGAUGUACCAGACCUCUAUGAUAUUAACACGGUUGGAUCCUUGUUCAAGGCCUGGCUUCGUGAAUUGCCAGACGAACUCUUCCCCAAAGCCACACAGGACAUGAUCGCCGAGAAAUGUGAAGGUGCCACCACCGCGCCCCAACUUCUCAAGGAUGAGCUGUCCAAACUUCCACCUUAUAACUACUAUCUUCUCUUCGCUAUCACUUGCCAUCUCAACCUUCUCCACUCAUACGUCGAUCAAAACAAGAUGGACUACCGCAAUCUCUGCAUUUGUUUCCAGCCUUGCAUGAAGAUCGAUGCCUUCUGUUUCCAGUUCUUGGUCUGUGACUGGAAGAACUGCUGGCAGGGUUGCUGGACCGAGAAGGAAUACAUUCAGAAGGAGAAGGAGAUGGAUGAGAUGGAGAGGAAGGCUGUGGAAGAGAAGGAGGCCAAGGUCCAGGCUGAGGCAACCCAGUCUUCAUCUCGCCACGAACGAGCCGUCUCGUCAGGCUCCAGCUCUCGGUCUGAGGAAGAAAAGCCUCGCCCAGAGACGUCUCGUGGCCGAAAGGCCAAGCCAAAGAACAUUGAAACCGCGCACACUCGAAGCAUCUCACAGCUUCCGGAACUUGGUCCGCCUUUAUCACCAAUAAAGAUUUAG
Molecule: messenger RNA, 1968 nt
Organism: Penicillium subrubescens
Lineage: Eukaryota; Fungi; Ascomycota; Eurotiomycetes; Eurotiales; Aspergillaceae
Exons: 2
Coding region: 1-1968 (655 amino acids)
Biological process (GO): signal transduction; regulation of GTPase activity
Cellular component (GO): cytoplasm
Source: RefSeq, a predicted model, not a curated record